Messenger RNA from Colletotrichum gloeosporioides, 444 nucleotides. Its product is annotated as UPF0382 membrane protein. The coding region runs from base 1 to 444 and encodes 147 amino acids. Lineage: Eukaryota; Fungi; Ascomycota; Sordariomycetes; Glomerellales; Glomerellaceae. The record is from RefSeq and is a predicted model, not a curated record. The transcript is spliced from 2 exons.
AUGUCCAAUACUGAAGCCGACGAGACCACCUCGCUUCUUCCGACUCAAUCACCCAAGCCCGAUACCGUCGAGGACGAAGAAGAAACCAUGAGCGGCCAGCUGUACUGGAAGGUCGGAGCUGUCUUCGGCGCCACCGCCGUCGGCUUCGGAGCCUUCGGGGCCCACGGCCUCAAGAACCGCAUUUCUGAUCCCGCAAAGAUCGCCAGCUGGACGACCGCAGCCCACUACCAGCUCGCACACUCGAUCGCUCUGCUCAUCGCCCGCCAAAACCCCGUGGCUGCCGGUUUCUUCACCGCUGGCAUGACGAUGUUCAGCGGCAGCAUCUACGCCCUCAUCCUCAACCCCGACCUCAAGUUUCUCGGCCCUGUCACUCCCAUUGGUGGUCUCGCUUUGAUUGCUGGAUGGCUAGCUCUCGCCUUUACCAAGGGACGUGUCCGCUUCUAA